UGCCGUAGUGCUUUCACGGUCGGAGAACGAUGAGAUUUUGUCCUCAAUGAAGAUGAACGACUAGAAGUAACAGUUAAUAACACGCACGCCCAUAUUAAUCUUGUUCGACGGUCGUCUUCGAAGACUAAGGGGCUGAUGGGUUAUUUCAUUAAACUGCCUCGCGAGAUCACAGUAACAGUCAACGGCACUACAUACACUAACAGCGACGACUUACCGUCCACGCCUUUCUACAUUGGGCCACUCGAAGGGUACGCGAUAAUCGAGCUACUAUCGCAGCCUGUCUUCUUCUUCAGGACUAGGGACAGUUUAAGACAACUAGCGUCAAGUAGAGUGGUCGCUAGAAAAGAGCUUAAUCGUCGAGAUCGAAAUGGCAAUGUUGCUAUGGAGAAUAUUGCGGUGCGAUGGAGACCAGUCGCAGCUCUUUCAUCAGGGAAAGGAUCCGGAAGCGAAGGGAAUGCAGGGGACACGGAAGGUACGGAAGCCGCAGAAAGUAUAGCAAGCACUGAAGAUCAAGAGGGUGAAGGAAAUCUAGAAGAUAUGGGAGAUUGUUUCUAUGUGCGAGCUCGAUUGUCUUCUCAUCGAUCUGUUCGAUAUGCUGAACUUAUCCCUAGGGUGCUUGCUGCUGUGAACCAACGACAAUCAGAUGGUACUGGGUUCAGUUACCAGCUUCAGGGGCGAGAUUUCGGGCCGGGAAGAACACUGCUGGUGCCACUCGACAUAGACGGAAACUACAUUCUGCUAGCUGCUCAAUAUCAGCCUGACAGGCAGAUCAAUCUCACAGUCCUCGAUCCUAUGACAUGGCGAACAAAACUGAGUAUUCGAACCUCCAUUUUCCAGCGUGCAAAGGAAUUACUGCUCAACAGCAAGUGGUGCCAAGAUAUGUUUGACCCAUCAAACCACAUGAUCGACAACCUUCCCGGUGAUGCUGAAUGGAUCCCGACUGCGCAAAUCACCACCAGCGAUGGAAGCUUCAUAUAUACCGUACUGAACGCGUGGGCACUGGCUAUGGGUCUCGAACUUAACCCUUCGUUUACCCCCAGCCUCUACGGUUACGAGUCUUUCUUCAUCCAGGCCCAGCAGAUUUUUGAUCUAGCCCUCCAAGGUGAAUUGACAUGGAAGGUCUUGCUCGCUUUCUGCCGGUGCGCCAAAUUUGUUAAGUCGGUCGAUGUCAACGGAGCAGACGGAGAGGUCAAAUUUCCGGAAAGGUUGCGCCAAUUUGACCUGCGCAAGUGCUCCUUUCAGGAUCUUAUCACUCGCCAAACAGUCUCAGAUACCAAAUCUGAAGGCAAGAUCGACAUGGAAUCGACCACUUUUGGCUUCGAACACGGUAAGCGACACCGUCAAAAGUUUGCUUCCGACUCUCUGAGCGAGCGCGAGAGGUGUGAUCUCGAUUCCAUUGUUCGGGAGGGCAAAUGGACAUUCACAAAUACAGUAGAAGAGCUGAGAACACUUUUGAUAGAACGCGCGCCGCCAGCUGCGCCACUCCCACUACCACAAAAUCCGUAUGUAGACACUGAACCAGUUGCUGAUGAGUUUGAUUGUUGUCUCCAUCUUCGUACGGAGUUACAAAAGCUUGUUGAGGAAGAGAAGAUCAUGAAGGGUGUCGAGACUGGGCUCGAGGAAGCGACAAUACCUACUUUAAUGCCCAGUGAAGUCUACGACAGUAUCGAGGCUGUUGGACGAGCUAUCAACGAUAUACUUCCACCCGGUCAUGGUUUCACCAUGGGAGAAGUUAAUGGUGUAAUCAGGCAUUCAGACGGAAAGAGUUCUGGAUGCUUGGACGAUGUAGUCUUGAUGCUUCACCAGAAGGAGGGAGAAGAAGAGCAUUUUACACUAGUGGUUUUACAACACGAGAACAAAGCAGACUACCCGAGUGCUGUAGCGCGUGUUUUGGACUCUGCACCGUGGACUUUCACGUCGAAAGAGCGCAUCCAGUUGCAUGAGCUACUGCAAGAUUCUGGUCGAUUGGAAGUUGGUACUCAUCGUGGUACAACUCAAACCAGGACUAUUGUAGGAUCAGUUCUGACAUGGAUGCACGGACCCCAGCAAUCUCGGGCGGAGGAAUCUGGAUACUUUGCCAUUAUGAAUUCGUGGGCCGUACUGCUUGGCCUGCCUAUCAACAAUGACUUCUGCCCAAGAGAAGGCUUCUUUCAGGAAACAUUCUCUCUCAUUCAAGCAGUGAAGAAUGGAAAUGCGGACUGGAAACUGAUCUGGGCGUUCCUACUCUGUGCGGGCUAUAUCCACUCUACCCAAUUACCUCCACUGGAGCGCCGUUUCAGGACUACCAGAAAAUCGACUUCCUAUGAGCGUAGGAAAAUAGACGAAGAAAGAACACUCCGGGCUACUGGCGCCCGUCACAACAUUAACUACGACCAAUUCCCAGUGGAUACAGGUUUAGCGCAUACCGAAACCUUCCCAUGGGAUGAUUUCGGCGAGGCUGACAGAAGUACACGGAUAUCUGAGAUGAUCAAGGCAGGAAAGUUUACCAAAUUUCUCUCACCACAGAUAGAACGUGCAGUACAGAAAUUACCUCACAAAGACAAGGAAUCGCCUUGUGCUCAGUUUCAUGGUAGGCUUAACGAAAUCCUGGAGAACGAAGAGAUCAAGACUCAACUUAAAGCUUUCCGAGAUUAUAAGAAUCUCACUACUGUCUUCGGACAAUGGCUGGAAGACGAGGAAUUAUCACUCGCUAUUGCUUCCGUCACCAUUGCGAUCACCAAUGCUCAACAAGACUAUCUACGUGGGUUUGGUUUUAUCGCGCAAACCCAUGUUGAACUCAUAAAAAACAAUGUUCCAGGUGCUAUGCGGACGCCGCGCCCAGGAAGGCCGUUACUUGUACCAGUUCAUGUCGAAGAACAUUUUGUGUUGCUCGUCAUUCAGCUCGAUGACAAAAAUGAGCCAGAAUUUUCAGUGUUGGACUCGAAAGCGUACCAUAUAACGCCCGAUGGUCGUACAGAAAUACACGAAUGGGCCUGGAAAUUUGUGCUCGAGUCAAUGUGGCUGGAAAAGGUUUUUCCAUCAUCUCAGUGGCAAAACCAUAAGCCUGCGCACACAACUUGGGUUCCUGUGUCCCAACAGCCUAGCGACUGUGAAUGUGGUUAUUAUACUAUCAUGAAUGGUUGGACUCUCGCACUUGGUCUGACUCCAAAUCCCAAUGCAAACAUUGAGUGGACGGAUAGAUUUUACGGUGACCUACAAGAUGUCAUACACCUAGCUCGUAUCGGUCGAGCAGACUGGAGCUUGAUCUACAGAUUUCUCGUAUGCUACGGCUUUGUUCUCUCUGGAGAAGUAUCGGCCGACCGGCGUUUCACUCAUACCACGGCACUUUUGGAUGAAGGAAGUGUCGAAGAAGCACGGGAGUAUAUCAUUCAUUUGGAGGACAUUCACUUUGCGGGCAUGGACACUGGAAUGAUGGAUAUAAAUAAACUGAGGCAUGCCAACAGGAUUCGGCUAUCUCCAGGAAGACAACAUGACAGUGUCGGAGCCUUUCCGUCCGAUGACUGGAGCCCGGACGCUUGUAUGGACUAUGCCAACGACUUGGCUCGGAAUGGAAGGUUGAAUCUGGACUUCAACAAAACUCAGCUUGAGGAGGCCCAUGCCAAUUUGUGCGAUGUUCGAGGAUUAGCAUUUAGAAAGCAACUCGAGAAAGACGACGCAGACUACAAGAAACAAAACCCUCAGCAGUUACGCAAAGUAUGCCAAGAUUAUUUGAAUCAAUGGCACACGAGCAAGAAUUUGCUUUUACAGCUUCGACCAUGUUCGAUCCUCCAUGACACUCUACAUCUCUAUCGGUAUAUAUUCCGGGAGGACUUUCUUGGGAAUAUACUCAAAGGCGAGGAAUCUGGAACAGGACAUUGGAACCAGCCAAGGAAUGACUCAGAUGUCAGUUUGGCGAUCGCCUCAGUUAUUGCAGCGAUUGAUGACUUGCAACUGCAGAGGCACAAGGACACUAACCCGCUCGCAGCGUUCGCGGGUGGUUUCUGCCUUUCCACGAGCUACAGCAUCGCCCUUGCAGGCGAUCAGGUGGGUAUGCCAGUUUCGCGCCCACGAAGAUGUUGGUUCAUGCCUCUAGGCGUCUUUAGAGGAGGCUAUCUGGAUAUGGUUGAUAAAUGGCGUAAGAAAAAUAAGAGGCCAGCUUCAGACACGACCGUGAACGGACAAGGACAUCAUAUACUGGUGAUUCUACAAGAACUAGAGCAAGAUGAGAAUUCAAAUAGGAAGAGAUUUGAGAUAAGCAUCUACGACAGCGCACCGAGCAUACUGGCCGACGCGACCAAGCGCGCAGACGGCCCACUGUCCAGGAUCAUCAAGAACAUUGCUGGUGAGCUCAAAUGGCCUCAACAGCGUUUGAAUGACGAAGCGGAGUACUUUAUACAGACGAUACCUGCUUCAAGCCAGCAGAGCGGCGGAUGGCAGUGCGGGUCUCAUGUUGUGAUCAAUGCAUGGAUUCUAGCUCUUGGCUUGCAUCCGGACCCUAGUAAAGCAUACGACGACAUCAUAUACGAAGAGUUCCAUACUCUCGCGCGUGCCGCCGUAGUCGGUCUACUGGACUGGCGAACGUUAGCUGCAUGGAUAUUUUGUCGCCAGCUUGCUUUCGAGAAGAGGGUAUCCGAUAUAACACCUGAUCGUCAGUUUCGGAUGACAGACUUCUGGAGAAACGAGAAUUCCUUGUCCGAUAAGAUUCGGGAGAAUGAACAAAAUGAAAUCACUGUCGCAGCGAUGUCUGAGGCGGACCUACCUUACGAUAGAGGUAACAACCCUGUACAUUGGACGAAUGCUGUGUUGAAGAAAAGAAAGGCGAAGACAGAGGUAAACAACAAAAAGAAAGAUAAGAAGCACGGUUUGUGGAGAAGCUACGAUGAUCCAGAUCCAGAUUUCCUUGGUCACCCUAAAUAUACGACCCAGAAGCUUGGUGGGGAAUCUCAGAUUCGACAUGGAUAUGGUGGAAGGGGACAAGCUGCUACGAUCAACAGUAAGAAGCGCAAGCCAGGAGAAAAAGCUGGUUACUGUGGAGAAUUCACACGCGAUACACAGCUUGAUUGUGACAUGGAGGUAGUAGAUUCAGCUCCUCCAACGCCUUUGAGGAAGAGACAGCGAUUAGGCGAUGUCUUGUCUUUCUUUGACACGUACUGAAAUGUGCCCGGCCGUUGUAUUUGUACCGCGAAUGGAAUGAUGAUGUAUCUGUAGCGCACUGUGUUAAAUUGAAUAUAGAAGAAGUUGAUUCUUACAAGCAUGGUAGGAUGUUGUCGUUUGUGG
This is a messenger RNA of Alternaria alternata, 5256 nucleotides long. RefSeq lists its product as hypothetical. The record is from RefSeq and is a predicted model, not a curated record. Bases 136 to 5133 code for a protein of 1665 amino acids. NCBI's taxonomy places the organism in Eukaryota, Fungi, Ascomycota, Dothideomycetes, Pleosporales, Pleosporaceae. The transcript has 2 exons.